Papaver somniferum (opium poppy) is the source of this 1092-nucleotide messenger RNA. RefSeq lists its product as uncharacterized. NCBI's taxonomy places the organism in Eukaryota, Viridiplantae, Streptophyta, Magnoliopsida, Ranunculales, Papaveraceae. The transcript has a single exon. The record is from RefSeq and is a predicted model, not a curated record. Bases 1 to 1092 code for a protein of 363 amino acids.
AUGAUGGUUAAUCCAAUAAACAGUUCGUAUCAUCAAUCUUCUUCAUCUUCUAAGCUUGAUGAAAUCAUGUCAAGAUAUAGACCCAUUGCUCCAAAACCCAUACUAGAUCAAACAGAUGCGACUACUACUGCUGCUGCAAACGCAUCAAGAAGCUUACAAAUCAGUAAUAAGAGAGUGAGAAAGAGAGGUAGAUAUGGGCUCUCAUCUUCAGCUGCAAGAAAAAGAACAAAAACUACUACACCAACUCAGCUCCAUGGACCUUCCACCACCACCACCAGUUCUUCUUAUGGUAUGGGUUUCAACACACGCCUUCUCUUCUCACCACCACCUCAUGAAGCCGCCCCUCUUCAAAUAGAAAAACAACCCAUAUUGAUGAGUUUGGUUAGAUUUCCUCUUCUCUCAUUUUCUACUUCUUCCAUUGCUCCUCAUCCUCAUGAUGGAAUGAGUAAGAUGAAUGGAUUCACAAACUCUACAAUCACAACCAUUGAAAUCCCAAAGGAAAUGGAUCUCUUGAAGACUCUGCAUGCAGGACAGGUUUCACCGGGCCACAGUAUUAAUAUUAAUUCGGGCUGCGGGUCUGGUAAUCUUAUAGCUCCUCAGCCCGUUAGACCAGUGGGGUCAAGUAUUAGUGUUGGAUGCAUCAGUGAAGACCCAAAUUCUAGUUCCACUGCAUGUGUCAAAAAACAGCAGCCUGAAGAAGUUGAAGCUGAAGUCGAAUCUGAUACUCUACCGGUUGUUGUUUCGGAUUCAAAAAAUAAAGUUCGGCUAGCAAAUUCCGCAUUCAAAGAAAUGGUAGGACAACCAGAAUGUGCUUGGCUUGUUUCAAUGGGGGCAAAUAGUGAAAAAUUGACAAGUAAAGGUAAAAGAAUAAGUGGAGAAGUCAUGUUGGAUUUGUCGAAUUCUCAGGUACCGGUUUCGUCAAAUGGGUUUUCUUGUAAUGUUAAGGUUGAAUGGGGUAGAAAUGGAGAGAAGAGUUGUGUUUGUGCUCCUUGUAAUGUUAUGAAAUUGUCUUGUGAGUCUAAAGAUUAUCUCUUCACUUGGAGAAUUCAUACCACUGACAAUCGUGAAGAAUCAUCCAAGUCCCAGCCUUAA